AUGUCGACCCGAGCUGCUCUGUCACUCUACCGCCGCUCAUUGAAGCUGGCACUGGACUGGGCCGUUCACCGACACCUAUGGCGAGGCCAGGCCCUCUAUAUUCGCUCACUCUUCGAGGCCAACCGCAAUGUCACGAACCCGAGACAGCAGAGGGCCUUGUUGACCGAGACGGAGAAGUUGCUGGAUAGCUGGAAGCACCCCGACCCGUACACUCCCCCAACCGCACCUGGUGGUUCGAAAUUCGAGCGCAACCUGCCAUCGCCUAUCCUGGACCCCCCCCCGCAUGCUGUCAACCGACAUUGA
Ilyonectria robusta is the source of this 303-nucleotide messenger RNA. Its product is annotated as NADH dehydrogenase 1 beta subcomplex subunit 9. Gene Ontology annotation, biological process: mitochondrial electron transport, NADH to ubiquinone. The record is from RefSeq and is a predicted model, not a curated record. Bases 1 to 303 code for a protein of 100 amino acids. The transcript has 5 exons. NCBI's taxonomy places the organism in Eukaryota, Fungi, Ascomycota, Sordariomycetes, Hypocreales, Nectriaceae.